Thermothelomyces thermophilus ATCC 42464 is the source of this 1917-nucleotide messenger RNA. RefSeq lists its product as uncharacterized. The record is from RefSeq and is a predicted model, not a curated record. Lineage: Eukaryota; Fungi; Ascomycota; Sordariomycetes; Sordariales; Chaetomiaceae. The transcript has 2 exons. The coding region runs from base 1 to 1917 and encodes 638 amino acids.
AUGGCGACGGCGAAACGGACGAUUACGACUUUGCGGAACAGCCAGCGUCGCCAGACCUUAGCCAUCCUUCUCUUUGCCCUCCCGAGCUUGCCCAGUCCCGCCGCCGGAGUCGCGAGCGCAGAUUGUGGAGCAACAUUUCUGUUCCCGACCCUGGGCCUCACCUUCUUCUACCUCGACACCAUCGCCGUCACAUACCGCUCCAACAUCGCCAAUCCCACGCUGUCGUGUUGGUGCGGCGUCCCCGGCCGGGCAACUCCAAAGAUUACAAACAACAAUGUCAGUCCGUUCAACGGGAGCGUACCUGUCACCCUGACCGUUUUGUCCGACGACCCUUGUUGGUUUGAGCUCCGGUCGUCGUCCGGUGAAUGCCGGCAUACCAGCGAGACCUUCCAUCUGUCUCCGAAACAACGCACCGUGGGCGAGGACGACGGCUCCUCGCCUCGGUCGACCGCCUCUCCCGACCCCGCAUUGCGCCCUUCCCCGACGACGUCACACCCAGAAGCCCGCGCAGCAGGCGCCGUGGUUUCUCAGCAGCGUAGGAGCAGCUCCACGGAGGACAGCUUUAGCAUCGGCGCCAAAGCUGCGUUGGGCGUCGGAAUCGCGCUCAUCUGCAUCGCCAUCGGCGCCAUGGCCGCCUUCCUCUACUUCAGGCGCCGGCGGCGCGCCCCGGACGCCGAAGUCACCGGCGGCAUGUUGAGUCACAGCCGUCGCGGGAGGAAAGGGGCCGAGAAGAAGCGGGCGGGUGCCUCGUCGGAGGCUUCGGGUCAUUCCGACGAGCCGCUCUGCCCCAUACAGCCGGUGUUCGAUGGCUUCCCCGGCUCGAUGGGCUAUGAAGACGUGCGCUCCCUACACUCGAACACGCAGUCACACUCUACUACACAUUCGUACUCCCCGCAAUCGCCCGCCUACUCUCAGACCGGCGGCUUCUGGACGCAAGAGCGCAGCAUCGAACGGGAGGAACUCACAGCGGCGCGUCUGAAAUCCCAGCUCCAGCCGUCGGGGCCCACGGUGGUAUCAUACGGGCCCAAUCCCGUCACCCCAACACUAACGCCCCGGGUCUCCCCCCGGCCGAGCGUUCCCACAGCCACGACACCAAUGUCCUCCGGAAGCAUAGAGCAGGUGCCGGGCCACGUGCCCAUGAUGCCCAUUCCCUCCUCCGACUACGCCGACUAUACCAACUACAGCAUCCCUCCCCCAGCACCCCUUCCCAUGUCUACGCCCGAACCUAAACCUUCACCACCCCGCCCGCAAGCCGCCGGCCCCACCGUCGUCUCCUACGGCCCCAACCGGGUCACGCCCACCCCAAAGAUCGUCUUGCCUACCGUACCACCGGACGAGUCCAUCGUCAACCGCCGCUUUCAAGAAGCAGCCGCCAAGUCCUCGGCCGCGCCGCACCACCACGAGCGCCAGUUCUCCUGGGAAGCCGACUCUCCCCUUCUCGGCGCGUCCUCCAUGGGCCCGCUCCCGCCGUACGCGACGACGGAGGACUUCGAGGCCAUGGAGAAGGGCGCCGUCCGUAAGCUGGCCGAGCCCCAGGCCGACGCCGAGCUGCCCCCGACCAAGGACGGCUUCUACCACUACACCACGGACACGGUCGAGUACGAGCUGCCCGGAGCCGCGCCGCAGCACGAACCGCAGCUGCCGUUCCGGCCCUAUGAGCAGCAGCUCCAGCAGCAUCUCCAGCAGCAUCUCCAGCACGGCCGCGGGCACGGCGGGCCGCCCGGGGCCCGGGAGAUUGACGAGCAGAAGUUCUUGCUGGAUGACGUGGAGCUUCUUAGGGAGAAGGCCAGGGGAAAGGCGAAAGCGGGCGAUGCCUCGGCGGGGGACAGCGGCGGGGGGUCGAGUGCGACUAGGCGGAACGAAUACGGGGGAGCCGAAGAGUUCGAUCUGGGAGACGGCUUGGGCCCGAUGAGGUGA